CCGCAUCUUCCCAGACCGGUGUGGGAACAACGGCCAGGUCCACAUCUUGUGUGGCGUGCUGAUGACAGCCGCGAGGCUUCCUUCCCCAAGCGGUCGCGGGCGGGCAGGAGGCAAAGUUUGUCGGAGAAUCGGGGUGACUUUGCUCGGGGACCCGCAUCUGCGCGAAUGCGCGGUGCCGCGGAGCGCGUCUCGCAGCAGCUCCGGGCUGGGGACCGGCUGUCCCUCGCUCCCGGACCCCUUUCAGGGGUGUGUUCUGGAAAAGUGGCGACAUGAGCUAGAGCUGGAGCAGCAGGAGGGAGCAGCUCGCACCCCUGCAGCCCAGGCGGGGAGGGCGCGGACCCCGUGGUGCUGCCCUGCGGCCGCGAUGAGGGAACAGCCCUCGUUUGCCUGGCGCUGAUACUCUGCUGUGGCGGUAGUGGAAUGCAAAAGCCAAGACUAAUGGAAACAGGGCCUAAAGACCCCCGCAGGAUGCCUGAGGCAAGUUCACCCAGGCGAACUCCGCAGAAUGUUCCCUACCAGGACCUGCCUCACCUGGUCAAUGCAGACGGACAGUACCUCUUUUGUAGGUACUGGAAGCCCAGUGGCACGCCCAAGGCCCUCAUCUUUGUGUCCCAUGGAGCUGGGGAACACUGUGGCCGUUAUGAUGAGCUGGCUCAGAUGUUGAAGGGGCUGGACAUGCUGGUAUUUGCCCAUGACCAUGUUGGCCAUGGACAGAGCGAGGGAGAGAGGAUGGUGGUAUCGGACUUCCAAGUUUUUGUCAGAGAUGUGCUGCAGCACGUAGACACCAUCCAGAAGGACUACCCAGAGGUCCCCGUCUUCCUCCUGGGCCACUCCAUGGGCGGUGCCAUCUCCAUCCUAGUGGCUGCAGAGAGACCAACCUACUUUUCUGGCAUGGUCCUGAUUUCGCCCCUGGUUCUUGCCAAUCCGGAAUCUGCGUCAACUUUGAAGGACAACUUGAACAUCCAGAAGACCUAUCUUGAGAAGGCGACGGAAGUGUCAAUGGCUUGGAUCCCAUAUGCUUUCUACCUGUGGGUCCUUGCUGCCAAACUGCUCAAUUUUGUCCUGCCAAACAUGUCCUUGGGGCGCAUCGACUCCAGCGUGCUGUCUCGGAACAAGGCAGAGGUUGACCUGUACAACUCCGACCCACUCAUCUGCCACGCAGGGGUGAAGGUAUGCUUUGGCAUACAGCUGCUGAACGCUGUCUCGAGGGUGGAGCGAGCAAUGCCCAGGCUGACACUGCCAUUCCUGCUGCUGCAGGGUUCUGCUGACCGGCUUUGCGACAGCAAAGGUGCCUACCUGCUCAUGGAAUCAUCCCGGAGUCAGGACAAAACACUCAAGAUGUAUGAAGGUGCCUAUCAUGUCCUCCACAAAGAGCUUCCGGAAGUGACCAACUCCGUCCUCCAUGAAAUAAAUACAUGGGUGUCUCACAGGAUAGCAGCGACAGGAGCUGGGUGUCCACCCUGAACAUUCUGGCCAGGCAACCAGCUCCUGGUCUGGGGGAGGCAGGCAGAGGAAGGGCAGUGCUGGCUGGCUGGCUCAAAAAAAAAAAAUCACAACUCGGAGAAAACUCUAGUACCCCCCUCAGUGCAAUUUACUUUGGAAAAAAAAGGGAUAAUUUGUCGUAUAGAUGGCUACUGGCCGCUGAUCCACUACCUUAAGGAGUAGGCACUUUAUGAAAGAGAGAAUAUUCUUUCCUCACAGAGACUGAGUGGAAAUAUCCUUUGAAUUAAAAAAAAAUGCAGCAUCUGCCCACCUCUCCCAGCUGCUAUGGGAUUCAGAGACUCUCUGGCAGUCCCAUAUCCCAGCCUGCAAUAAUCAGAGGUCUCUUUCCUCCUGUCCCAAGUCCUCUCUGACUGGCUAUCCUCUGGCAUGUGACAAGGUGGCCUGUAUCCCCAGAGCUAGCUCCUUAGCAGGCUCAUGUGUGCCUCUCCAAGGCACUUCCUCAAAAUGGGCAACUACCCUAUGACCUGGUCAGCGACUUUUCAGAUGGAAGCCAGGCUGGGGGAAGGGAAGGUGGCCCUGAAUAGCUCUUCUCUCCCACGCAACUUCCCCCUCCCACCCUGCUGGGAGUUUUGUUACCCACAGCAUGUUGUAUGUAUUCAGAGAGGCACCUUUUCUCAGGUCACUAAGUACUCCAUGCUGAGGAGGGUGGCAUUGAAGAUAAUUGUUUAAUAUAUAUGGUAUAUUCUAAAUUAAAGAUUAUAUGGGUGGGUGGGUAAAGCCUGGGCAGCUUUGGAAGGACUGGUACCCACACGCAGGGCCAGUCUGCCAAGGACCCAGCCUCCUAAUUGAGGACUGGCUGGCUCUCCUCGCAGAGAAGGCACAGGGUGGAGAACUGGGGCCCUGGGCAUUCCCUCUGUCCAGAGCCACUAGGAGUUGUUUGCCAGUAGCACAGCUACCUCUGGUGGCAGGAGAGACUCCCAUGGAGCCGUGGUGCUGGCUGCCUGCCAGGGGCAGCACAGAGCACUCAAUGACUACCCGCAGACAAGGACCACAGCUGUCUGCUCCCCAUUCCAGACUGCAGCAGGAUGGCCCAGCCAGGCCUCAUAGAGGCUUCCCUGAAGCAGUGAAAUCCAAGCCCCCUGUCCUCUCAGGUGCCCGCCUGAAGGCCUGCCUAUACCAGGCCUCACUUAGCGCCAGCAAUAACUGGGGCUCACUGCUCUCUUGGAGCACUUUCCUCCCUACAGAGGGCCUUGCUGUUACCUCAGGAGUCGUGUUAAUACACAUAGAACCCUGGGAAGGGGCUGGUGGGCCUCCAGGAAGGGGGAAUCCAGGUGUCCUUUCUGGAGUUUAUUCUAGGUCCUGGAGAGGGCCCUCUGCCCUGUCUGGUGGCCCUGACCAUGCAUAGCAGUCAGAGGCUGGCCACCUGCCAUAAGUCAUAAGGUCAUUGUGCCCCUCAGCAGGGCCCAAGCACGGCAUGCAGGGAAGGAAGCGCCCAGGCGCUGUCCAGAGACCCCUCUUAGCUCGCCUUCUGUUUAGAAAAUAAAGAUAGACAGAGUGUACGAGGAGGGGCAGCCAGCAUUCCCUCCUGCUCAGGGAACCCUGGACAGCAGCAGACAGGCAUGGGGUAUUUCUGCUCUCCAUUAAGUUAAAAACAAACAAACAAAGGAACCCGUUCCAGACUACUGUGCUCAGAUCUGUGACUCUUACCAGGAGCCACCCAAGGCUGCUCCCAAAAGCACAUGCUGACAUUGCCACUUUUCCAAACCAAAUGCCAGCACCCUGGCUGGCAGUUUUCAUGCAUGACAUCCUUUAGAGAUGCAUUUGUAUCUGGUUAAAGAAUCACUAACACUAAAAAAAAAAAACAAAAAAACAGAAAAACAAAAAAAAACAGGGGUGGGAUGAGCCGAAGUUGAGACUGUCUUGUGAAGCCUGCAAGAGUCAUGUCCCUGAAUGACAAAAUCAGGACCAGCACAGGGCUCUGUCUGUAGAGAGCUAGGACAGCCUUGUACAGACUCCAUCCUUGGCACUGGAGGAAGCCUGACAUGCAGGAUGUCACAGUCACCCCCAUCACCAGGAUGCAGAGGAGCUGGAGUGUGGAAAAAAAAUGCUAGGACACACAUGGCUUGGCCUGAAGAAGGUGGAAGCCAGCAAGAGACUGCAGAUGGUCCUCCCUGGGUGAAGGAGGGGAGCCAGAACCUGCAAGAAUAGAGAACCUUCUACAACAGCCAUGCACUUGGUGCCUGAAAAGCUUUUUAGGAAAAGGUGCCACCUGCAGGUAGUGGAGCAUCUCAACCAUGAAGCCCCAGUUCCUUAGAGAUAGGGGAACAGCCUCCCUCCACCACGGCCCCCUCAGCUUCUAGGUGUCCUGCAGACCACCAUGAGAGCAGCGGGGGUGCUCUGCUCACAUCCUGCCUCUGGGCCACCUCACACUUCCCUUUCUUUCUUGAUUGCUAAUGUAACUUUCUAAGGAUCACGGUGGCUCACUGGUUUGUCACUGUCACUGCGCCCAGUCACUCCCCAUGUAUACUCCUAGUGGGGAACCUGUAUCGGCUUAGAAUUACUAAAGAAGCCCAUGUGCACUACAGCUCACCAUAAUAAACCACGUGCUUUUGGAGAA
Molecule: messenger RNA, 4060 nt
Organism: Grammomys surdaster
Lineage: Eukaryota; Metazoa; Chordata; Mammalia; Rodentia; Muridae
Gene: Mgll
Product: monoglyceride lipase
Exons: 9
Coding region: 421-1464 (347 amino acids)
Cellular component (GO): membrane
Molecular function (GO): lipase activity
Source: RefSeq, a predicted model, not a curated record